Messenger RNA from Anarrhichthys ocellatus (wolf-eel), 4007 nucleotides. RefSeq names its product inositol polyphosphate-5-phosphatase L (gene inpp5l). Gene Ontology annotation, biological process: phosphatidylinositol dephosphorylation. The coding region runs from base 1 to 954 and encodes 317 amino acids. NCBI's taxonomy places the organism in Eukaryota, Metazoa, Chordata, Actinopteri, Perciformes, Anarhichadidae. The record is from RefSeq and is a predicted model, not a curated record. Gene Ontology annotation, molecular function: inositol-polyphosphate 5-phosphatase activity. The transcript is spliced from 13 exons.
AUGGAAACGCACACCGAUGUGCUGCUUGUCACCGCAAAUGUCGGGUCACUCUUUGACAAUGCUUUGGGGAGCUUGUACUUCAUACACAAGAAACUGAAAAACAUCUAUCAGUAUGAUUUUAAUGUUAAGGAUUUUAAAGCAGUGUCGGGACAAAACAAGCAUGUGGGCUCUCUGGAUGGGGUCGCCACAGUGGAGAAAGAAAAAUUCCCAAAGAAUUUCUGGCCUGAUUUCAAGUGGUCCAGAAAGGGCUUCAUGAGGACCCGCUGGAUUAUACACGACCAAGCUCUGGACCUGGUCAAUGUCCACCUGUUCCACGAUGCGUCCAACCUCGUUGCCUGCAACUCCAGUCCGUCCAUUUACUCAGCCAACCGCAAAAACGCUCUCAGAUAUGUCAUCAACAGGAUAUCAGACAGCCGCUACACUCUUCUGCCUUUCAUCCUGUUUGGAGAUUUCAACUUCCGUCUUGACACACUUAGUGUGGUCCAGCAUCUGUCCACAGCGGCAGAUGUGCAGACAGUGAAGAAGGAAUGCAGUAAUGAAGUGGAGAAGAUCAUCUGCGAAGAAAAAGACAAUGACCACCAGGUGCUGCUCCGCAUUGAGGAGAAGCUGUUUGCCUACCUGCACCAGGCGGUUUUCAGGGAGGACAAUGGCAGAGCGCUUUUGAAGUACGACAAAGAAGUCGCAGCCUUUCAUGAUGUUAUUAAGGAAGAAGACAUCAAGUUUCCACCCAGCUACCCCUACAGUGAGGAGUACACUAAACCGACCCAGUAUAUGAACACUCGCUGUCCUGCCUGGUGUGAUCGCGUCCUCAUGUCGCACACUGCCCAAGAAUUCAUCCACGAGGGCGAUGACGGCGAGAAGAGCGUUGUUUACAACACAGUGGGUCCUAAUGUCUGUAUGGGAGACCACAAGCCGGUUUUCUUGUUCUUCUUACUGAAGACAAAUGACCAUUGACUUGGAUCCUUCUCAAUGGACUAUAACCGCGCCAUCCUCACAGCUCUGCCACAGUAUCAGUACCAGAGGAUAAUCAGCACAACCCCACCCAUCCAGCCCAGCAGCAGGUCUCGAUUCAGCUUGUACCCGCUGUGAAAACCCCGUCCUCACAUCCCUGGCGUCUCACAUAUGACUGUCUCACUGCCACGUGCUGUCGACGGCAGCCCGACUGACACGAUCACUGAUUUAUCUGCAGAUGUUAUGGAUUUCUGGUGCAGUUUUCCAGAUUAUCUACUCACUCUCAGAUCUUAAGUCCCGUUACCUGAAAGCUCAGCGUCACCGUGAUGUUCCUGCUAUUCCUGCCUGCAUCCAUGGAGACGAAGAAAUGAUGUAAAGACUGAAGUGUGUCACUGUGCACCAGCCCCUUUACAUGAACGUGUAUGUUGUUGCAUUAUAUUUUAAAUAUGCCUUUUUGUUUUUACAGGCAGUGUCAGACAAACCCUACCACAAAUGUACUCAUUCCUUAUUGGCCCAAAAUAUUUUAUUAAAUGUCCUCAGUCAGACCAUUUUGUACCAACUGGACUGAAUACCUUCCACUCAAGAGGUUUUAAAUUUGUAGUUUAAUUGGAAUUAUUGGACCAGUCCUACUGACUAUAUGCAAAGCAACAUUUUAUUCUACAGCGGAAACAUUGUCGAGGACUGCUGCUGUACCAGUUUGCUGUCAACACAACAGUUUGGUCAGAUGCCCUCUAUAGAUAAAACAACAUAUUCUACAUACUCUAAGCUACUGUACUUUCUUGAUUAAAUAACAAAAUCACUUCCAGAAUUGAUUUUGAUAAAUGUACAGUACAUGAAAUGACAUUAGACAAUGGGGGAAAAAAGGCCAAUAACAAUUUAAAAGCAAUAACAGACUACAGCAGUUUUGACUGUUUACAAAUGCUGCAUAGGAGCUGAAUUUAUUCAUAUAACACAGCUGUUGAAGUAACGUUCUUUUGCUGUUAUUCUAAUCUACCAACUGUACAUCAAUCUCACUCAGAGAGUUUUCUUUACAGCUUGUCUAAAAUCUUUUCCACCCUGUUCUGGUUGUCAUCAACCUUAUUUCAUGAGCAAAAGAAUGAUACUGUAGGCCUCACAUGUUUACUUCUAACUGUACUUGAUGGGUAUGGAUGUUUCCAUCGCACGGCUUCACUUGAACUCCACAAAAUGCUGUAAAUAUUCAGUUCAUCCACAUGUGUGCGCCCACACACAACACAGAAGGCACUGUUUUGCUUUUACAUUGAUUUUUGUCUUGUAUUGUCUUGUUGAUACAUAGUCUCAUACUGUAGCACCUGUGCUGUAUACUAUGUUUGAUGUGUUCAUUAUUGGUCAGAUGGGUGACUGUGCACCAGCCCCAUUUACAUGGACGUGUAUGCAAACCAUUCUUACUUUUUCUGAUUGUAGAUGUUGCAAAUUUUACUUUUUCUUCCAGGCAGUGUCAGACAAACCCUACCACAAAUGUACUCAUCCUUAUUGGCCCUAAAUAUUUUAUUAAACCAAUUCAAUCAGUCAGACCAUUUUGUACCAACUGGACUGAAUACCUUCCACUCAAGAGGUUUUAUAUUAGCAGCUUAUUUCAGUCAAUCAGAAUCUAGUAUCAUGAAACUGUAAAUAACGUUUAACUCAACAUUACAGGAUAUAUAGGAUAUUUAAUAUCAAGUAUUGGACCAGUCCUACUGACUGUUUGCUUUUGUUUUACGCCAUUUUUAGUUCUGAGAUUAUUUUCUGAAGUUGUUUACUAUCCCUGUGAGCAACAUUUUAUUCUGCACCGGAAACAUUGUUGAGGAAUGCUGCUGUACCAGUUUACUGUUUACACAACAGUUUGGUCAGAUGCCCUAGAUAAAACAACAUAUUCUACGUACUCUUAGCUACUGUAGUUUCUCACAGCGUCUUUAAUUAGGUCCCAUACCUCUUGAUUAAAUAACAAAAUCACUUCCUGAUUUGAAUUUGAUAAAUGUACAGUAUAUGUUGUAGAAAUGACACUAGACAAUGGACAAAAGGGGCGAUAACAAUUUAAAAGCAACAAUAAACCGACUACAGCAGUUUUGACUGUUUAUGAAUGCUACGUAGGAGCUGCAUUUAUUCAUAUAACACAGCAGCAGAUGGUUUCACCCUGUUGAAGUUAAAGUAUAGUUCUUUUGCUGUUAUUCUUAUGUACCAACUGUACGUCAAUACCAAGUGCUUUGUUCCAUAGUUGUCAAUUCUUUUGAUUUUAGCCGUCCUCACUCAGAGAAAGUUUUCUUUACAGUUUGUCUAAAAUCCUUUCCACUCUGUUCUUGUUGGCAUCGACCUCAUUUCAUUGCCAAAAGAAUAAUACUGUAGGCCUCACAUGUUUACUUCUAACUGUACUUUAUGGGUAUGGCUGUUUCCAUCAGACGGCUUCACUUGAACCUCACAAAAUGCUGUAAAUACAGUUUAUAAACAUGUGUGCACACACACAACACAGAAGGCACUGUUUGCUUUUACAUUGAUUUUUUUAUUUUGUUUUGUUGAUUCAUAGUCUCGUGCUGUAGUAUGUGUGCGGUAUAAUAUUUUUGAAUUGUGAAUUAUUUCGAUUUUUUUUUUAAUCUGGCUUUAAUACUGACUAAUUUAAAAAAAGAUUGAAAUAUGUUUUUGUGGUUUGUUACUUCCAUAAAUUGUCUUAUCCCUUAGCUGGAGCCAAUCCCAGCUGACAUGUAUUUUAAUUUUUUGUGUGUUUUGUUUUGUCCUACACAUCUUGGUGGAACAACACGCUCUCUAUAUUCAUACAAAAAUACUUUUCAUGCAUAAAUUCACAGAUAUUAUUAUGAAGUUUGGACUGUCUUGUCAUGUUUGUACGGUGGGACUGAAGCCUCACCAUAACAAGACGAAGUGGUAAGAAUCAGUGAUGUUUGCAUGGAUGGAAGAGUUUUUUUAAAGUAAUAAACUUGUAGCAGUUCAGUGUUGUCCAGUCAUGGGAGUGCAGUGCAUCAUAAAGCCAGUAUUACAUGAAGAUUAACUCUGGUCAAACACUACAUUGUCAUAUUUCUUUUUUGUAAAUAAAAUAUUACCCUUAUAAA